AUGCGCCCGUCAACAUCAGCGCUUGCGUUUAUGCGCCGCCCACGCCCACACACCCACCUCCCCACGCCCUUCCGCGCCUCCUACACCACCAUCACCACCACCACCGCCGCCCACGCCGCCGCCGCCCACGCCGCCCCCGGUCUGCGCAGCCUCCCCGCGUGGUUCGUCCGCGGCGGCACCUCCAACGGCCUCGUCCUGCGCUCCGCCGACCUCCCCUCCUCGCGCUCCUCCUGGCCCUCCAUCCUCGCGCCCGCCAUGGGUUCGCCCGACCCCGUCCACGCGCGGCAGCUCGACGGCAUGGGCUCCGGCGCCAGCUCCACCUCCAAGCUCAUCGUGCUCUCCCCCAGCACUACGCCGGACGCGCACGUGGCGUACACGUUCGUGCAGGUGGGCAUCCGCGACGGCACCGUCGACGUGGCGGGCAACUGCGGCAACAUGUCCAGCGCGGUCGGCCCGGCGGCGUGGGACAUGGGAUACGUGGACAGGAGGGGGCUGGUGAGCACGGAGGGGGACGGCACGCGCUGGGCGACGACGAGGCUGCUGAACACCAACACGAACAAGAUCGUGGAGGCCCGGUUCCGGGUGGGAGGCGGGCCGCGGAUGGAGUACUGCCCGACGGGGGGGUACGAGAUGGACGGCGUGCCGGGGAAGCAGUCCCCGGUGACGCUGAGCUUCCUGGAUCCGGCGGGCGCGGGGACCGGCCGCGGCGCGCUGCCGACGGGCCGUCCGGUGGACGAGCUGCGGGGCGGCGAGGGGGCGACGGUGCGCGCGUCGCUGGUGGACGUCGGCAACCCGGGUGUGUUCGUGGAGGGCCGCUCGCUGGGCUUGGAGGCGCCGCCGAGCCCGGCGGAGGUCGAGGCGGACGCGCGGCUGAAGAGGAGCCUGGAGGCGCUGAGGCGGCAGGGCGCGGCGAUGAUGGGGAUGGACCCGGACACGGAGAGCGUGCCCAAGGUGGUGAUGCUGUUCCCGGCGGACGGUCAGGGGGCGGACCUGUGCUGCCGGGCGAUGAGCAUGGGGCUGGCGCACAGGGCGGUGCCGCUGACGCUGGCGCUGUGUCUGGGCGCGGCGGCGCGGACGGAGGGCACGCUGGCGUGGGAGAUGCUGAGGAGGAGGGCAGGGAGGGGGGUGGAGGGCAGGGAGGCGGUGAGGAUCGCGCACCCGAGUGGCAUGGUGGACGUGGAUACGACGGUGGUGGACGGGGAGAUUAAGGCGGCCAAGUUGCUGCGGACAGCGAGGGUGCUGAUGAAGGGGGAGGUGUUUUACUAG
This is a messenger RNA of Cordyceps fumosorosea ARSEF 2679, 1266 nucleotides long. RefSeq names its product DUF453 domain protein. The transcript has a single exon. The coding region runs from base 1 to 1266 and encodes 421 amino acids. NCBI's taxonomy places the organism in Eukaryota, Fungi, Ascomycota, Sordariomycetes, Hypocreales, Cordycipitaceae. The record is from RefSeq and is a predicted model, not a curated record.